Molecule: messenger RNA, 1105 nt
Organism: Ostrinia nubilalis (European corn borer)
Lineage: Eukaryota; Metazoa; Arthropoda; Insecta; Lepidoptera; Crambidae
Gene: Ras85D
Product: GTPase HRas
Exons: 2
Coding region: 257-832 (191 amino acids)
Biological process (GO): epidermal growth factor receptor signaling pathway; Ras protein signal transduction
Cellular component (GO): plasma membrane
Molecular function (GO): GTPase activity; GTP binding; GDP binding
Source: RefSeq, a predicted model, not a curated record
AUUCAAUUUCGACUAAAUUGGCAACACUGACCCUUGUGUCGUAAAAGGGUGAGUGAACCGCCUCAUUGUUAUUUAUUGCAUUUGUCUCUAAUAAUACAUUAAUUAGCCGUUUUACGGGUACAGGCAGUGCAAUAACAUAGGUCGCGACAGCCAUGCCGAUGUGAGUAAUAUACAAAAGGUGUGGCACGUCGCAGGGGCGUCGUUUCGUGGUGCAGUGACAUCGUUGGUGUGAAAAAUAUUUUGCCUAUCUCGUAAGAUGACCGAAUAUAAGUUGGUGGUGGUAGGCGCCGGAGGCGUCGGUAAAUCGGCAUUGACUAUACAACUCAUACAGAAUCAUUUUGUGGACGAGUACGACCCUACUAUAGAGGAUUCGUAUAGGAAACAAGUGGUGAUAGACGGUGAGACGUGUCUGCUGGAUAUUUUGGACACGGCAGGGCAGGAGGAGUACUCGGCGAUGCGGGACCAGUAUAUGCGCACGGGGGAAGGCUUCCUGCUGGUGUUCGCGGUCAACAGCGCCAAGAGCUUCGAGGACAUCGGCUCGUACCGGGAGCAGAUCAAGCGCGUCAAGGACGCCGAGGAGGUGCCCAUGGUGCUGGUCGGCAACAAGUGCGACCUGCAGGCUUGGGCCGUCGACAUGACGCAAGCGCGCGAGGUGGCGCGGAGUUACGGCGUGCCUUUCGUGGAGACGUCGGCUAAGACGCGCAUGGGCGUCGACGACGCUUUCUACACGCUCGUCCGCGAAAUCCGCAAAGAUAAAGACAGCCGCGGCAAGCGCAACCGGAGAGGGAACAAGAUGCCGCGCGGCCGGUUCAAUAAGUGCGCCCUCCUGUAAAUAACGCGUCUAACAUUGGCGAGCGUGGGCAUUCCCAUAAUUGGAUACGAAGCGAGCGGGCUGAGCCGAGCGAGCGAAUCUAAAACAUGCAACCUACGCCGAUCGGCGUCGCCAAUGGGCUUCAGCUCGCGCCAAAACUUUACGCGACUAUUACUCGCUUCCAAAAGAUACUCCUAAUAACUUUUUAGUGUUACCCACAUUUACUCAUUGCUUACAACGAAAAUAAAAACUGUUCUUGUGGGCCGAGUACUUGCCUGUAAGACAAGAAUAACU